CUCCGAGUUUCUGUCGGUCUAUGUGUUGAAUAUCUGCGGCGCUGUUCUGUGUGCGGCGCAUCGAGUCGCUGUAGUCAGCUAGUCACCAUUCGGCAUGGCUGUUGGGUGUUCUGCGAUGGGAGCCUCUCUGGAAAGCAUUUUGUUGCGCCUGCUUGUCCCUGACAACGCUGUCAUUGCUCAGGCAACUCAGGAGCUCAAAGAAGCAUACAGAGAUCCCAACAUUGUGGAACACCUCGGCCAUGCGCUUUGCAGUUCUCAGAAUGUUCAGGUGCGGCAGUACUCAGCAGUGCUUCUGCGGAAAAAGCUAUACCGCCUUAGAUGCUGGAAGAAGCUUCCAUUAGAGAUACAAAAUGGACUGAAAAGUGGCCUUCUCCAGAGAAUUACUUGUGAACAAGAAAAGCCAGUUGUCUUGGCAGUUUGCCAGCUGGUGGCAGUCAUAGCCAAGCAUGAAUGCCAAAGGACGCCAUGGACAGAGCUACAACAGCUCUUGAGUAUGCUCAUGCACAGCAAGAAUGUAGCCGAACGCACGCUGGGCUUCCAGUUGGCAAGUAUAAUUUCUUCUGUCGCACCGGAGGUGUUCUCAAGUCACUUUAAGCCACUUUUCAAGUUCUUUGGCGAAUGCUUGCAAAGCUGUGGUGAUGACCAGAUCUGCUUCUACGUGAUCAAGUCUAUGACAGCACUAGUAAGCUUCAUUGGCACAGAUGAUGCUAAUUGUUUCCAAGUACUAAUCCCUUGUGUCAUGGAAGUUAUCCGAAGACUGGCAAGUACAGAUGAGGACAAGGCAGUAGAAGCAUUGGAGCUUUUUGAUGAACUCAUUGACUCUGAGAUUGCCAUCCUUCUGCCUCAUAUUAGGCCACUGAUCAAGCUGUGCUUGGAGAUAGCUGGUGAUGUGAGGAAGGGAGAUGUGCUGCGUGUCCGAGCCAUGUCUGUUCUCAGCUGGAUGAUCAACGUCAAGAAAAAGGCAAUUGUGAAGCACAAACUGAUUCCUGAGCUACUGGAUGUGCUUUUUCCAAUCAUGGAGGAAGUAUCACCUGGUGACCUUGACCGAAUUGAAGAUGAAGAGGAAGAUGAGCAUUCCUGCCAAUCUCCAUCAUCCUGUGCAGCCCAGCUUAUUGACACCAUGGCCCUCCACCUUCCUCCAGAAAAGCUGCUGCCUCCUCUGUUUCAACAUGUUGACAAGCUUGUGAAAAGUGACAACGCCUCCCAAAGACGAGCUGCCUAUCUUGCCAUUGCUGUGAUUGCUGAGGGUUGCUCUGAAGCCAUUCGUCAAAAGCAUCUGCCAACAUUUGUCCAAGCCAUCUGUGAGGGCAUCUUGGACAGGGAUGUUCAAGUACGGAAUGCUGCUCUCUUUGCAUUGGGCCAGUUCGCCGACUUUUUGCAGCCAGACAUGGGGAAGUACGCUAACCAGGUAAUGCCCAUUUUGCUGAACCACUUGGCUCAAACAGCAGAGCUGAUGGCCCAGACACGGAAGGAUCCACCAAAUCUCAGCAAGACCUUCUAUGCUCUUGAAACCUUCUGUGAAAACUUAGAGGGAGAGCUGGUGUCCUACUUGCCGAAUGUUAUGCAGCAAGUCCUCCUCUUCCUGACAGCACCAUCAUACCGAGCUAAGGAGCUGGCCAUUAGUGCUAUCGGCUCUGCUGCGAAUGCUACGAAAGAGGCAAUGCUGCCAUACUUUCCUCAGAUCAUAGGUGACCUCAAGCAGUAUUUAACAGAGCACCAAUCGGAGCAGAAUGCCACCCUUCGAACUCAAGCUAUUGACACAUUGGGCUGUUUGGCCAGGACUAUUGGGGCUUCCAAUUUUUUGCCAAUGGCUCCAGAGUGUGUGGAACUUGGAUUGCACCUGAUCAAUGCAGUUGAUGAUCCUGAUUUACGCAGGAGCACGUAUGGAAUGUUUGCAUCUGUAUCGUCUGUGCUGAAAGCUGACAUGACAAAGUAUUUGGAACCUAUCCUGGAUCACAUGUUUACUUCCUUGCAGUCCACCGAAGGUGUUGUGACACAGCCGGCUGACACUUCUGGCCCAAACUUUCAACUCUUUGAUGAGCUUGAGGAGAGUGAUGAUGAGGCUGCUGAAAUCGACACAGAUUGUGCAGAAGAUGCUUCUGAUGAUGACAGUGAUGAUGAUAAUGAGCAAAGUUGCACUGUUGCAAAUGCCUACCUGGAGGAGAAAGAAGACACUUGUGUGGCCCUCGCAGAGAUGUCUGAGAACAUUGGACCGGCUUUUGCACCAUACUUGGAAAAGUGCUUCACUGAAGUAUACCGUAUGGCUGACUAUCCAGCACCUGACGUUCAGAAAGCAGCCCUGUCCUGCCUGGGUCAGCUGACUGUGGUGCUGUUCAAAAGUGCCGAUGAGGCUGGUGAUGGUGACCAUGCCAGCAUUUCUGAUGCAUCUAAAGCAGCAAGCAUGCUUAUUUCUAAGCUUGUGGAGGUUGCACAUAUUGAACGAGAACGAGAAGUUGUCCUUGCUUCUCUGGAGACGUUGGGUCUUCUUAUUAAUGAACUCAAAAGUGCAGCAUUUGAAGGUGAAGAGCAACUGCAACUUGUUGUUGACUUGGUGAAGUCUGCCUUCAAUAAUGAGCUUAAAUCUCAGUGUGCAGACGAAGAGAUAGAAGAGGCAGAUGAGCAAGAUGAAGCUGAGUAUGAUGGCUUACUCGUCCAAAUGGCUGGAGACUUGGUUCCUGCAAUGGCUAAGGCACUACCAGCUGAGCGGUUUGGUCCUUACAUGGCAGGUCUUCUGCCUCUGUUUAUGGGAAAAUCGAAAAAGCAAAGCAGCACAACAGACAGGUCAUAUGCAGUUGGUACUCUUGCUGAAGUGGCUGAAGGUUUGGGACAAGCAGGCAUUGGCCCAUUUUGCCGCCCACUGCUACAGGUUUUUCUCAAUGGAAUGCGAGACCAGAACGGUGAAGUUCGUAGCAACGCUGUUUUUGGACUUGGUGUACUCAUCCAAAAUGCACAUGACAUCCUUCAGGCUGAGUAUCCGGCAUUGCUGGAAGCUCUCUCCACGAUGCUAGCACGUGAGGACAACAGGCAUGCCAAGGACAAUAUAUGUGGUGCUGUUGCCAAGCUCAUCUUGGUUGGUGUCACCGUUGUGCCUGUCGCACAGGUUUUUCCAGUGCUGCUUCAGCAACUUCCUCUGCAGGAAGACUUCGAAGAAAAUGGAAGUGUGUUCCAUUGCAUCUGCUACCUCUAUGGACUUGGACAUGAGGUGUUCAUCAAAAAUAUUCCUUCCAUUCUUCGCAUCGUCCUGCGGGUCAUCCACACUGACCAAAUCAGUGAAGAGACAAGGAUCAACCUGUUUCAUUUGAUCAAGUCGCUGAGUUUGAGCAUCCCACAAGAGAUUAAGGCCAUCCUGCAGGCAUGCACUCAUGAAGAGCAACAAGCAUUUGAUGCUGUCUUGAAAGCUUCUUAAUUUAAUUAUGCCAAAGUUAUAGUUAAAUUGUUCAAGCAUGAGCAAAUAAAUAAAUUUCUAUCAU
Messenger RNA from Rhipicephalus sanguineus (brown dog tick), 3470 nucleotides. Its product is annotated as importin-4. NCBI's taxonomy places the organism in Eukaryota, Metazoa, Arthropoda, Arachnida, Ixodida, Ixodidae. Gene Ontology annotation, biological process: protein import into nucleus. Gene Ontology annotation, cellular component: cytoplasm; nucleus. Gene Ontology annotation, molecular function: small GTPase binding; nuclear import signal receptor activity. The coding region runs from base 95 to 3406 and encodes 1103 amino acids. The transcript has 28 exons. The record is from RefSeq and is a predicted model, not a curated record.